Molecule: messenger RNA, 2416 nt
Organism: Lycium ferocissimum
Lineage: Eukaryota; Viridiplantae; Streptophyta; Magnoliopsida; Solanales; Solanaceae
Product: serine/threonine-protein phosphatase 5
Exons: 13
Coding region: 182-1855 (557 amino acids)
Cellular component (GO): cytosol; nucleus
Molecular function (GO): protein serine/threonine phosphatase activity; protein binding
Source: RefSeq, a predicted model, not a curated record
AGCGUGAGUAGGACUGUAGAAGGAGCCGGACUUAUCUAGGGCUUGAAAUCACUUUAGCAACUCUUUCACAAAACCCCCAAAAAACACACAUACACACACAACGCCAUCAAAAAUAAUUCAUGAAAGUUGCUGUAUUGUGAUUGCAUACAACACCACACACAGCCUCCAAAUCCCCAUUAUUAUGCCAACUAUGGAAACUGAGAACAACUCAAACAUCUCUCGUGCUGAACAACUCAAACAACAAGCAAAUGAAGCUUUCAAAGGGCACAAGUAUUCGCAAGCUAUUGAUCUGUACACACAAGCGAUUGAGUUGAACGGCGAGAAUGCGGUGUACUGGGCUAAUCGUGCGUUUGCUCAUACUAAAUUGGAGGAAUAUGGCAGUGCAAUACAGGAUGGAACUAAAGCUAUUGAAAUUGAUCCUAGAUAUUCAAAGGGUUAUUAUAGGCGAGGGGCUGCGUAUUUGGCAAUGGGGAAGUUCAAAGAUGCACUCAAAGAUUUUCAACAGGUCAAGAAGUUAUGUCCAAAUGACCCAGAUGCUACUAAGAAAUUGAAGGAAUGUGAGAAAGCUGUCAUGAAGCUAAAAUUUGAAGAAGCUAUUGCCGUCCCAGAAUCUCAGAAACGUUCAGUAGCUGACACUAUUGAUUAUCACACCGUAGGGUCAGGCCCUGGCUCGUCAUAUGUUUCCACCAAAAUAACUGCUGUAUCAGCGGCAGCAGCACUAAUGGCAGUACUGGUGGUAUAUAUGGGGACUAAGGCAGCCACAAUGGUGGUAGCAGGAGCUUUGGCAGCCUUAUUGAUGGUCUUGGUAACAUUUCGGUGGGGCCGCUGCAAUGAUGGUUUCUUUACCAAGAGUCGAACACUUGAAUUAGAAGUGGAGCCUCAAUAUACUGGUGCAAGAAUAGAGGGAGAUGUUGUAACAUUAGAUUUUGUGCAGAAGAUGCUGGAUGACUUCAAAAACCAGAAGAAUUUGCAUAAGAGAUAUGCCUACCAAAUAGUACUGCAAACAAGAGAUAUGUUGCGAGCAUUGCCCUCCCUUGUCGACAUCGUUGUUCCCGAAGGAAAGCACUUCACUGUAUGUGGUGAUGUACAUGGUCAGUUUUAUGACCUUCUAAACAUUUUCGAGCUCAAUGGGCUUCCAUCAGAAGAUAAUCCGUAUCUGUUCAAUGGUGACUUUGUUGAUAGAGGGUCUUUCUCUCUAGAGGUCAUAUUGACUUUAUUUGCCUUCAAGUGCAUGUGUCCAUCAGCUAUAUAUCUUGCGAGAGGAAAUCAUGAAAGCAAGAGCAUGAACAAAAUAUAUGGGUUUGAGGGCGAGGUCAGAUCCAAGUUAAGUGAAAUAUUUGUGGAACUCUUUGCGGAAGUGUUCUGUUGCUUACCUUUGGCUCAUGUCAUAAAUGGGAAAGUCUUUGUCGUACAUGGAGGUCUUUUCAGUGUUGAUGGGGUGAAACUCUCUGAUAUUAGAGCAAUUGACCGGUUUUGUGAGCCCCCGGAGGAGGGGUUAAUGUGUGAAUUGUUGUGGAGUGAUCCACAACCUCAGCCUGGUAGAGGACCUAGUAAACGAGGUGUUGGUCUUUCUUUUGGGGGAGAUGUAACUAAAAGAUUCUUGCAGGAAAAUAAUCUAGAUUUAGUGGUCCGAUCUCAUGAAGUGAAGGAUGAAGGUUAUGAGAUUGAGCAUGAUGGAAAGCUCAUAACGGUGUUUUCUGCUCCAAAUUACUGUGACCAGAUGGGUAACAAGGGUGCUUUUAUACGGUUUGAGGCUCCCGAUAUGAAGCCAAAUAUUGUGACAUUUUCAGCAGUGCCACAUCCUGAUGUCAAGCCGAUGGCAUAUGCCAACAACUUCCUUCGGAUGUUCUCUUAAACUCUGAAACCUAACUUUCAGUAUUACAAUUGAUGCAACCUUUUGUCUCACUGACCGAGAGCACACACAUCAGGAGGCAGAAGAGCUACUGCUUCCAGCCAAUUAGCUGCAGUGUCAUUAUUUGGACAACUCCCUGACUUGCCUGCAGCUUGUGAGGAUCCUCACCUCCUUUGUUCUGAUUAAGGUGUAAACACUUCUCUACAAUAACAAUGCCGUGUGGUGGAUUGUCCCCUGUAUUAUUUAUGUUCCUCUGUGUAAGAUUGUCGCACUUCUCAUUUCUCUUAGAAUGUCCAAAUUGGGAAGCUUUAAUUAGUCGAAUUUUGGUUUUUUCAUUUUUCUAUUCCCUUUAAUUAAAUCAGGCUGUAAUUUUUUCACCUGUCAGUAAGUGUCACUGUGACAACGUUUGUUUGAUACUUGGAUUGUAAUUUGUCUCCGUGCCUGUGGCCAGAUUACUGGUCCUUGAUCACUGGUGUUUCCUACUAAUGUGGUUUCGUUAUUAAUAAUACUUAACAGCUUGUAAUGAGUGGAUGCAAAUUCUAUCAAUUUGUAAAGUUUGUGCCA